AUGCCCCAAACACGCGAGAAACACAGGCCUCCACGUCUCCAGAGCACCGCCAGCUACCGCUCGCUGGCCAUCGCCCGCAUAGUAUCACCCAUAGCUCCUCAGAUGAUGAGUGAAGAAAUGAGAAACACCUUCCGCAUCUCUCAGUCCAUCCGCCAGCAGCAGACAAACCUCAUAGCGACAACUCAAGAUAAGGGAAACUCUGACGCCACCGACGGCAUCGAUCACGACACCGAUGACCGUCUAGAAGACGCAGACGACGCGUCGUCAAAUGGCUCUGCUUCAAGAGCACCAGAUUCCGAGCCUGUAACAGCUGACGCCGUUUCUCAUGAUGGAGAGGCUACAUCAGGAACAGGAUCGGUUGGUUCUGCCAAUUCGGCCGUGUCUUCCACCUCACAGUCCACUGCACCAUCAGCAGGGUCCGACACGGUUGCCACGUUUAAUUACUCGCCCCAAAAGGGUUUGAGUCCCUCAGCGUCGACCCGAUCUACCGGCGUUCACGAUAUUAGCAUCCUGGACACCGAAUCAGGGGAGUUUGAUCGUAUUACUUCUGCUCUCAGCAAGAAGAAGUUGAAACGAGACCGUGCGCCUGGACCCUUGAGAAUCCCCGGGCAUGCUCGUGGCCUCACUCCCGUCAUUAACUCUGCUCCCAUCCGAACAUACUACUCAGCGGUUUCCGGUUACAAUGGCUACGCAAUUCCGUCCGGAUAUCCUGGUCGCACCCAUGCUGGACAUGUAGGUUACGUCGCUGGUUCCACGGGGCCGGUGGGACCCAAUAUGGGACCCGUAGGAGCCGUGGGGACCGUUGCUUAUGCGGGAACACCCGUCAGCAUGACUACCCCCGGCCACUACCAGCCCCGGCGGAUGCCAGUCCGGCUGUUCUUACAACCAGUGCCCAUUCCUGUCCAAGUGGUGCAGACACCAAUGAGACGAAGCAUACCUGCUGCUUAUGAACGUAAAACGGCGAAAGCACGCGGCAAGGAGCGCCGUAAACCUGUCCAGGAUGUAUUUUUAGGUGACGUGAAGCGAGAAGCUCCCAUGACAUCGCAGCCCCCAUCUGCACAGCAAGAGUACUUUGAGGAUCAUGACGACGAUCGCACUGACGCUACUGAAGAGGAGAUGCGCGAGAUGGAGUCGAAGAGACGGGCAAAUUCCAUAGUAGGGGGUAGCAUUGUGUUCAACGACGAGUCUGCGUUCAAUUUCAAGAUCUUUGGAGAGCGAGACGAAGAUGCAAAGACAAAGUUCAUGAAAGUGUGUGAGACAACAUGGGAUCAGUACAUGGCAAGGCAACUGUAA
Molecule: messenger RNA, 1293 nt
Organism: Sungouiella intermedia
Lineage: Eukaryota; Fungi; Ascomycota; Pichiomycetes; Serinales; Metschnikowiaceae
Source: the annotation of a GenBank genome assembly